Messenger RNA from Triticum urartu, 1498 nucleotides. Its product is annotated as putative indole-3-pyruvate monooxygenase YUCCA11. Lineage: Eukaryota; Viridiplantae; Streptophyta; Magnoliopsida; Poales; Poaceae. The record is from RefSeq and is a predicted model, not a curated record. Gene Ontology annotation, molecular function: monooxygenase activity; flavin adenine dinucleotide binding; NADP binding.
AUUCUAUCAAGGGAGCAAAAUAUACCUCGAGUUACUAUGGAGUGUCCAUCCUACAUACAUAUGUAAUCUCACAUAUUCAUACGCUCUGUUGUUGUAGUGAUGGAGGAGGUCGUAGUUUUGAUUGUGGGCGCAGGGCCUGCAGGGCUCGCAACUGCAGCAUGCCUUAGCCAAUUCUCCAUCCCCUAUGUCAUCGUUGAACGUGAGAAUUGCAGCGCAUCACUAUGGCGCAACCGCACGUAUGACCGGCUGAAGCUACAUCUAGCGAGGGAAUUUUGUGAGUUGCCACACAUGCCGUACCCAGCAGAUACCCCAACAUACAUACCAAAGAACACUUUCAUCAAGUACGUGGAUGACUACAUUGAGUGUUUCACUAUCCAUCCGAGGUAUCUCACUGUUGUUGAGUCAUCCACAUAUGACUUCAAUGGAAAAUAUUGGUCCAUCAUGGCGCACGACAUGGCAAAGUGCACAAUAGUUAAUUACAGGGCGAAGUUUCUUGUUGUGGCAAGUGGUGAGAAUAGUGUUGAGAAUAUUCCAGUGGUCCCUGGCCUGGAAAACUUCCCGGGUGUGGCCAUCCACUCAUCAUGUUACAAGUCAGGCAUCGACUACUCCAGGAGGAAUGUGUUGGUCAUCGGAUCUGGUAACUCUGGGAUGGAGAUCGCCUACGACCUUGCUUCUCAUGGUGCCAAUACUUCUAUAGUUAUACGAAGUCCGAUUCAUGUAAUGACAAAGGAAUUAAUCCGACUAGGGAUGACACUUGUCCAUUAUCUUCCACUAAAGAUGAUAGAUGGUCUCCUUUUGAUGAUGGCAAAUUUCGUAUUCGGGGACCUCUCUAGGCAUGGCAUCACAAGACCAGAAAAGGGUCCACUUGUCCUGAAGUCGGAAACUGGUCGAUCCGCAGUGAUUGAUGUUGGCACCAUAGGGUUAAUCAAGAAUGACAAAAUUAAAGUUCAUGGAAGGAUUACUAAGAUCAAAGGAAAAAUAAUUGAAUUUGAAGGUGGGAAGGAAGCCUCCUUUGAUGCCAUUGUGUUUGCAACCGGAUACAAAAGCACAGCAAAUUCAUGGCUCAAGAAUGAUAAGGACAUGCUAAAUAGCGAUGGCUUGCCCAAGAAGGAAUUCCCUAAUCAUUGGAAAGGGGCAAAUGGGCUCUAUUGUGCCGGGUUAGGGAGAAGGGGAUUGGCUGGUAUUGCCAUGGAUGCUAAGAACAUCGCCAAUGACAUUAAACGUAGCAGACUCUAUGUGCAGCUAAAUUAGCAUUUAUAUGUCUUCUACUAGGAGAAAAGUGUUGGAUUCCUACAAUUUAUCCAUAAUAGGUUCGAUCAGAUGCUGCAAAAUUUAGUUCAUGUCAGAGUCCUAUAUGAUACUCCCUCCGUUCCUAAAUAUAAGCAUUUUCAGAGAUUUCAAUAUGGACUACAUACGGAGCAAAAUGAGUGAAUCUACACUAUAAAAUAUGUCUAUAUACAUUUGUAUGCAGUCCAUAUUGAAAUCUCUUAAUGGGCUU